This is a messenger RNA of Nicotiana tabacum (common tobacco), 1666 nucleotides long. RefSeq lists its product as uncharacterized. The record is from RefSeq and is a predicted model, not a curated record. NCBI's taxonomy places the organism in Eukaryota, Viridiplantae, Streptophyta, Magnoliopsida, Solanales, Solanaceae.
UGUCAGAUAGAGAAAAAAAAGCUGAGACGCCAUUCAUUCAAACUCAAUAAUACGUCCAUAAUUGGCGUCACUUCUUUUGGCCUUUUUUAAUCUCUUUUGACCCACCCAUCAAAACUUUCUCCGAUCCCCACUUUGUUUCUUCAUCAUUCCUUCACUUUUCUCCCUCGUUUUCCUUGCUUUCCAAACAACAAGAAAACUAGACUUUUUUGGGCAAUCACAACAAUUAGAAGGUUGUAAUUAUUUGAUUGCCAAGGACUUAACAAGCUUGUUUUGGGGUAAGAGGGCAUUGAUUCAGUCUGUUUUAGAAUAUAUUCUAACAGAACGUUAGCUGUACUAAAAAACCCAUCUUUCUUGCUUAGCUGUUUCUUAGAUUCUUGAGCAACUUUCAGUGUUUUACAGAGCACAAUUACAAAGAGCAGGUUAUAUGAGAAAAGUGUAAUUUUUUUUUUCUUUUGGUCAUAUUGUAUUGAAGAAAUGAACAAGUUUCAAGAAUUGGGUCAAUCUUGAAUUUUGCUGAAACUAUUUGGUAGUGUGUUUUUCUGAUAGUUUUUUAGUUUAAAGGCUACAUAGUAGAGUUGUUAUUGAAGAAUAUUUAUUAUCUUGGUUGUGCAAGAAAAGAAAAGAUGGGUUCUUUUCCUGGGCAUGUUCUACCUGGAACACUGUUUCUUGUGGUUGGUGUGUGGCAUAUAUGGUGUGCUCUGGUUAGAUAUUCAUCAAAUCCCAAGUCAUUCAGGGUAAGGGUUUGGAACCCUGUUCCAGGUUUUGAUGGGAAGCUGAAAUAUUUGGAACUUUAUGUUAUAGCUAUUGGAGGUUUUAUUGAUUUUUGUAUUGAGCUCUUCUAUUCAACCCACCUCAGACUUUUUGUUCAUGGGGUUUUGAAUCCUACUCAUAUGAAUAACUUUGAGCAUGCUGGGAUGCUUCUCAUGUUCUUCGUCUUCGGUUUGAUUGUGCUCCUUUCUGAGAAAACCAGUUUUCUUCCCUUGCCUGAUGGAGCUCUCUGCUUGAUCGCGGCCACAGCUUUCUGUGCAGAGUAUUUCCUGUUCUAUUUCCACUCCACAACCCACAAAGGCCUUGAAGGGUACUAUCACCUUAUCCUUGUCCUCCUCAUAGGCCUCUGUGUAUUGUCAACUAUCGCUGGAGCUCUUAUGCCAACCAGCUUCCCUGUUGACUUGGUUAGCGGCAUUUCUGUAACACUUCAAGGCCUUUGGUUCUAUCAAACUGCAUUCACUCUGUAUGGUCCCAUGAUGCCAGACGGUUGCCAACUUAAGGGGAACGACAUCAUAUGCCGUUCAGCAGAUAGUGAGGUUCGGGGCGAGUUGCUAGCAAACUUUCAACUUUUCUCCAUGGUGUUUGUUGUCCUUGCUGCUACUGCAGGAGCUUAUGGUUUUGCAGCUUCCGGGACUGGUCAUUCAGAAAUUAGGAAUUCACAUGCGCCUCUUGAUGGUUAGGAAAAUCUACAGUAUGAUAACCAUUUUUGUACCAUAUUCUUUUUGGUAGGGAAAGGCCUUGAAUGAACAUUUUCAGAUGUUGCUCUUAAAUUAUUCAUUUGCCUUGCCUAAGUGUAAAUUUGACAUUGAAAAGUAGACUAUCCGUGGGUUGCUACUGAUUUAAGUUAGUUGCUGAUAACGAUGGACUAAGCACAAAAUAAUUUGAUGGUAAUUGCAGA